AUAGGCCAUAAAAAUAAUUUUGAAUGGAGUCCACAAUAUUCAUGCUCAUCUCGCUGUCCACCUCCAAUAGGUGGACGCCAGUAUCCAAUGAAAUCCCUUUCUAAGCACGUCGUCUUGCUGCUCAAUUGGAAUUUUCUUGAAAAAUGCCUAUCAACAUAAAUAAUCCCAAGAAAUUGGGAAUCAGCGUAGCUGGACUAAAUAUAUUCUUUACAAUGAUUGCCUUGGGCAUUAUGAUGAGACGAUCGGAUGUAUUAGAUGAUAGUGCGGACGCGCCGUCAUAUUGGCCAUGGAUUGUGGUGUAUAGCCUCGACUUGUUGCUCAACGCAUAUCUCUUGUGGUGCAUGCUGAAGAGAGAUCGCGCCGGCAUCGCUGUGUGGCUGCCUCUGACAAUUAUUUUACUCCUUUGUCGAGUGUCUAGCAAUGCGACCUAUGGAUUUCUGGAUCUAAUUAUUACAGUUUACAUAUUCAUCUCAAUCAUACUUAUGGCAAUUGUUUACUACAAACUACGACAACAAUCAUUGACGAUAAUUGAACCAACGCUGCACACAGUUGUCACAACUAAAACAACUACGGAAACAAUUAUCCAGCCCAACUCAGAUGAGAGUAAAAAAGAUGCUGAAGGCGGCGAUAAUGCUAAGUAAGAGAGAAUAUGGCAAAUAUUUUAGUGAAUAUUUCUACUA
This is a messenger RNA of Drosophila navojoa, 680 nucleotides long. RefSeq lists its product as uncharacterized. Lineage: Eukaryota; Metazoa; Arthropoda; Insecta; Diptera; Drosophilidae. The record is from RefSeq and is a predicted model, not a curated record.